CAUUAUAAUUUCAUACGCUAUAUAACCAUAGGAGAUUAUUUUUGUUCCGCUACAGCAUUCGUUUGUAUUACUUAGCAGAACAUGGCUAACAGGCAACUGCGAAGUGAAGUUUUGAAACGCGCCCUGAAGGCAUGCAUCGUCCAACCGGUAAUAAGAAAAUAUCAGGUAGUAGCCGUUCGUGCGAUGUGGGGAAGUGAUGUUGAUGCCCGCGAGGUCAUUUGGGGCAAGAGAAUGCAGAUGGAGAACAUAUUGCUUAGCAACGAACAAGUAUCCUGUUUUUUUUCUUGUAUUACCUAUAUGGCCAGACCUCGUAAGAGAAAGUCGAUGAGGAAUGAAGGGGAGGAAGAAGAAGGAGCCGACUCUAGCAGUGAAGGUGAUAACAGAAACGGCGCAAAUGCGCCUGAAACAUUUCCUGGCAUUUCUUUCUGGAUCGCGUGCGACUUGCCAAACUGUACCUUAAGUCAAUUUGAAACAAAUUUGUCGAAGUCUUUUAUGCAAGCCGGGUUGAAUUUAACAACGUGCAAUGCUAUACAGACAAGAGGUAAAUACUUGAACCUUUUAGUACUUGAAAUACUGUCAAUGUUUUUCGAAUAUUUUACGCCACAUUUGAUAUUUGUAGGCAAAACCAGUGCAUUGCAAGCAUUCUCAGGAUCGUUAUACCAAGUCUUGAAAGACCACAAUAGGGAAGAAGCAAAACGGAUAGUUGAGAUAUCCCAUCGCACAAUGAUUAGGAGUGCAGCUAGAGAUGAAGGUGUUCAACUUGACCACGUUGCUGUAAUGGAAAGCGAACAGUACUCGAUGAAACCCUGUCAGUUAAUUCUAACAAAAAAUAUUGAUAAAGAGGUAUAUCAAGAUGUAAUUCGUGGUUUAUCCGAAAUCAGAUUUACAUCGCUUGAUUUAAAAGUAAUUGAUAAAUCGGAAGGCACAGAAGUAACUAUUCCCGUUAAGCCAACUAACAAACUUUGUCAAUCCGUGGAUAUAGUUCGAAGGAUGAUGGAGAGGAAUAGCUUUGGGCUGUGCAAUGGAGGUGUAUACAAAAAAAUAGGAGAAAGCAGAUACACAUACGUUUACUGUUGUUCGGUGAAAAGCUAUCUCUAUCGCUCGUUGAAAAACAAAGCAAUCGCCAACGAAAUUACGCCAAAUUUACGAGAGUUGGUAUUUUUGCUGUCGGACGGCGAGUGCCAAAUAAUUGAUCAAAUAACUCUGGAUUACAAUUACAUUGAAUGCUUGCCAAAUGGAGUUUGUUAUAACAUCGCCAAAAAAUGUUUCGAUGUCAAGCCAAAUUUAAAGGGAUCUCCCCGAGCAUUCGUACGGUACUUUCAUCGUGAGGGAAAAAAUCCCGAACCAAAGCCAUUUAUAGAAGGUAAUUGUUUUUACUUUUCUUUUAACGCGUUAAGAAAAUGUGUUUUUUUUCUUUUAACGCGUUGUAACAUAUCAAGGUGGUAGUUGUAACGUGUUGUAACGUAUUGUAACUUGUUGUAACGCAUUGUCAGUGAAAAAAAUGUUUUUUUUUAUCUUUUAACGCGUUGUAACAUAUCAAGGUGGUAGUUGUAACGUGUUGUAACGUAUUGUAACUUGUUGUAACGCAUUGUCAGUGAAGAAAAUGUUUUUUUUUAUCUUUUAACGCGUUGUAACAUAUCAAAGUGGUAGUUGUAACGUGUUGUAACGUAUUGUAACUUGUUGUAACGCAUUGUCAGUGAAGAAAAUGUUUUUUUUUAUCUUUUAACGCGUUGUAACAUAUCAAAGUGGUAGUUGUAACGUGUUGUAACGUAUUGUAACUUGUUGUAACGCAUUGUCAGUGAAGAAAAUGUUUUUUUUUAUCUUUUAACGCGUUGUAACAUAUCAAGGUGGUAGUUGUAACGUGUUGUAACGUAUUGUAACUUGUUGUAACGCAUUGUCAGUAAAAAAAAAACGCAUUGUCAGUGAAGAAAAUGUUUUUUUUUAUCUUUUAACGCGUUGUAACAUAUCAAGGUGGUAGUUGUAACGUGUUGUAACGUAUUGUAACUUGUUGUAACGCAUUGUCAGUAAAAAAAAUGUUUUUUUUUAUCCUUUAACGCGUUGUAACAUAUCAAGGUGGUAGUUGUAACGUGUUGUAACGUAUUGUAACUUGUUGUAACGCAUUGUCAGUGAAAAAAAUGUUUUUUUUAUCUUUUAACGCGUUGUAACAUAUCAAGGUGGUAGUUGUAACGUGUUGUAACGUAUUGUAACUUGUUGUAACGCAUUGUCAGUGAAGAAAAUGUUUUUUUUAUCUUUUAACGCGUUGUAACAUAUCAAGGUGGUAGUUGUAACGUGUUGUAACGUAUUGUAACUUGUUGUAACGCAUUGUCAGUGAAAAAAAUGUUUUUUUUUAUCUUUUAACGCGUUGUAACAUAUCAAGGUGGUAGUUGUAACGUGUUGUAACGUAUUGUAACUUGUUGUAACGCAUUGUCAGUGAAGAAAAUGUGUUUUUUUUCUUUUAACGCGUUGUAACAUAUCAAGGUGGUAGUUGUAACGUGUUGUAACGUAUUGUAACUUGUUGUAACGCAUUGUCAGUAAAAAAAAAACGCAUUGUCAGUGAAGAAAAUGUUUUUUUUUAUCUUUUAACGCGUUGUAACAUAUCAAGGUGGUAGUUGUAACGUGUUGUAACGUAUUGUAACUUGUUGUAACGCAUUGUCAGUGAAGAAAAUGUGUUUUUUUAUCUUUUAACGCGUUGUAACAUAUCAAAGUGGUAGUUGUAACGUGUUGUAACGUAUUGUAACUUGUUGUAACGCAUUGUCAGUGAAGAAAAUGUUUUUUUUUAUCUUUUAACGCGUUGUAACAUAUCAAAGUGGUAGUUGUAACGUGUU
Molecule: messenger RNA, 2825 nt
Organism: Hydractinia symbiolongicarpus
Lineage: Eukaryota; Metazoa; Cnidaria; Hydrozoa; Anthoathecata; Hydractiniidae
Exons: 2
Coding region: 82-1446 (454 amino acids)
Source: RefSeq, a predicted model, not a curated record